AAAAAAAAAAUUAAAAAAAUGGCGAGAAUGAAAUAUUUUUUACCGGAGUGAGUUGAGUGAAUUGUCUCCGUUUAAUGUGUUUUAGUUGUCCGGUUGCUUUGCUCCGUGAUGAAAAUAAAUAUUUUAAAUAAUCUAGUCUCUUAAAAUUUAAUUUGUAUAAUAAAUAAAUGUAAAACGCCAAAUAAUUAUCAUCGGAUUUAUUAGCUCUUGUCAUCUAUCUCCAUGUUUAAAUCAUUAAAAUACAAAAACGUCGCUUGACAAUUGUGCAUACAAACAAACUAUCAAAAGAAAAAAACAAAAAAAAAAAACAAUAAAUAUUUAUAAUUAAAUAUCUAAUAAUAUUUAUCAAUAAUUAAAAUAUAAAAAAUAUAUACCUAUCAUAAUUAAAAAAAUUAUAAUAUAAACAAUAAUGAUUAAUUUAUUUUUAUAAAAAAAAAUAAAAUAAAUAAAUUUGAUAAUAAAUGUGUAUUUUGGUGUUUGUUGUGUAUUAUUAGUGAUAAGGGCGGCCAAAUGCAGGUCGUCAAAAAAUCAUCAAAUUACAAAUGAUGACAUCAAUGUUACCUAGUUUUAAUCCACCAAUUGUUAAAAGAUUAUUAGGAUGGAAAAAAGCUGAGGGUGAAGAUAAAUGGAGUGAAAAAGCUGUUAAAAGUUUGGUUAAAAAAUUAAAAAAAUCAAGUGGCCUCGAGGAACUUGAGAAGGCCAUUACAACACAAAGCUGCAACACCAAGUGCAUUACCAUACCAAGGCCUACUCCUGGUGGUGUUGGUGAUAACGGUGUACAAGGUGGUCGUGGAAAAGGACUUCCCCAUGUUAUUUAUUGUCGUCUUUGGCGUUGGCCAGAUUUACAAUCACAUCAUGAAUUACGUGCUAUUGAACAUUGUGAAUAUGCAUUUACUCAAAAACGUGAUGAAGUUUGUGUAAAUCCAUAUCAUUAUCAGAGAAUACAAACGCCUGGUGUAUGCCCAUCAAAUAAUAAUCACACCGAGCAAAAUGUUUUGCCAGCAAUUCUUGUGCCUCGAUAUAAUAAUUUAUCUGGUGACGAGUCAGUACUUUACAACACUUCAUUGGAAGAACUUAACGUUAGUGUACCAGAAAAUGCAAAUUUUCCAACAUCAUUAAAUACAAGACACAGUAAUCAAGCUGGUAUUCAACAAGCAUUACAGCAACAACCAAAUAAUCCCUAUCAAGGAAUGCAGAGUAUGCAAUCAACAAGUCCAGCAAGUGUUGGAAGUAUUGGUAGUGUACAAGGUUCACCACAUCCAACAACUGGUUCAAUGGAUCCACCAGCAGAUACACCACCACCAGGUUAUAUUAGUGAAGAUGGUGAUAAUAUGGAUCACAAUGAUAGUAUGUCAUUAUCACGUUUAUCACCAAGUCCAGUUGAUGCACAACCAGUUAUGUAUUGUGAACCAGCAUUUUGGUGUUCAAUAAGUUAUUAUGAAUUAAAUACACGUGUUGGUGAAACAUUUCAUGCAUCACAACCAAGUAUAACUGUUGAUGGUUUUACUGAUCCAAGUAAUUCAGAACGUUUUUGUCUUGGUUUAUUAUCAAAUGUUAAUAGAAAUUCAGUUGUUGAACAAACAAGACGACAUAUUGGAAAAGGUGUUAGACUUUAUUAUAUUGGUGGUGAAGUAUUUGCUGAAUGUCAAUCUGAUUCAAGUAUAUUUGUACAAAGUCCAAAUUGUAAUCAACGUUAUGGUUGGCAUCCUGCAACUGUUUGUAAAAUACCGCCAGGUUGUAAUUUAAAGAUUUUUAAUAAUCAAGAAUUUGCUGCACUUUUAUCACAAUCAGUAUCACAAGGUUUUGAGGCUGUUUAUCAAUUAACAAGAAUGUGUACAAUUAGAAUGAGUUUUGUAAAAGGUUGGGGUGCUGAAUAUCGUCGUCAAACUGUAACAUCAACACCAUGUUGGAUUGAACUACAUUUAAAUGGACCACUACAAUGGUUAGAUCGUGUUCUUACACAAAUGGGAUCACCACGUUUACCAUGUUCUUCCAUGUCAUAAGACAUUUCCGUAUCACUGACAAACAAAAAAACAUAUAUAUCAAUUAAAUUCAACCAUAAUAUCGUGAAAAUUUUCAACAUGAAAAUAAAACUGUUAAGUUUAUCUACAAUAACAAAAAUUCAAAUAUCAUGAUUAAGAUAAAGCAUCAGUUUUAUUCUAGCCAUCGUGUGUUCCAUAACAUCAAACCCAAUUAACAAACAAAAAAAAAAAUAAGUCUUGUUUUAUCUUGUCAAGGCAUAACGUGAAUAAAAAAUAAAAGGGUUAUAUGAUGCUCAGGUGAAUCACAAAUACAAAAAAACAAUACAAACACCAUAAUAGCCGGAAAAAGAAAAUAACUAUUUAUAUUAAAAUUAUAACAGAAUAUAUAACAGAAUAUAUAAACUCGUAGAUGUAUUGUGUAUUUAAUUGAGAAUUUAAUAUCUCAAUUUUUACAUGUUUUUAUCAGAUAGAUAGAUAAAAAAAAACAAACCAUAACAAUAGCAGUACCGUUUGAUUUUGACAAAAAAAAAGCCAGUGCAUUACAAUGCUGGCUUGCAAUUUAAAUGGCAUAUAUACAAAAUAUAAAUAUGACGUGAACAAACUUAUUGUUUUUAAAAAAGAAAAAAAAAAUAUUCAUGAAUGUAAAAUGUGUGUGAGAGAUUGAGAGUGAGAGUAAAUGUCGGAUGUGUAUUCAUAUUUCUACGUACUCGUUAAUUAUAAAAAAAUAACAAAUAAAAAAACAAACAGAUAAAUAAAAUACAAAGGUUUAAAUAAUAAUAAUAAUAAUAUAAACUGAAAAACUGAAACAUAAUAAGAUAAAUAUAUAUUAAAGACUCGUUUUAUAAAGUUUUAAAACAUGUAAAUAUCAACAGUUUAUAUGAAUGUACUAAAAAGUAAAGAAAAACAAGUAAAAAAAAAUGAAAAAAAAUUUGAUUAAACUUUAAAAUAAUGUCGGAAUUAUAAAAUGAAUUGACAAAAUUAUUGAAAAAUAUUUAGAUAAAAUCUGGGUGAUGAUAAUGAUGACCAAAGUGAGAUGGAAUGAUUUUUUUUUUGAUAUUUUUUUUUUUGAGUUAUUGGAGAGAAGAAAAAAUUAAAAGUCUGGUGAUGAUUUUAUUGAGAUUGGUAAA
Messenger RNA from Aphidius gifuensis, 3109 nucleotides. Its product is annotated as mothers against decapentaplegic homolog 3-like. The record is from RefSeq and is a predicted model, not a curated record. Gene Ontology annotation, molecular function: DNA-binding transcription factor activity, RNA polymerase II-specific; RNA polymerase II cis-regulatory region sequence-specific DNA binding; I-SMAD binding. Gene Ontology annotation, biological process: anatomical structure morphogenesis; SMAD protein signal transduction; BMP signaling pathway. NCBI's taxonomy places the organism in Eukaryota, Metazoa, Arthropoda, Insecta, Hymenoptera, Braconidae. The transcript is spliced from 5 exons. The coding region runs from base 543 to 2003 and encodes 486 amino acids. Gene Ontology annotation, cellular component: heteromeric SMAD protein complex.